AUGCAUGAUUUCCGCCUUCAGCCCGACAAGUUUGCUAUCGAGGCUUCGGAAAAAUCACCCGUUCCGCAGCGACAUGUCCCGGCUGCAGCCACAUUCGGCGGUGCCGAGACGAGCUUCGUGGCGGAAGGUGGGGUGUGGGAGUGGGUUGCUGACACGAUGAUCGCCAGGAACGGCGUCGCCUGCUUGCAAAAGCGAGCACGAGGCGAGCCGCUUGUCAGCCUUGUCAAUUUGGGCGGUCCCCGAACCGGUUUUAUCCUGGUCAUGCCAUACGGUGGUGGCAAUCCGAUGAUCAUUGGUGACGAUACAGUGUUGCAGCAUGAAUCGUGCGCAUCCAUGUCGUACGCUCCGAUCCUCUCGCAUCUGUCGCCCGCGUCGCUGGGCGAGGUCGUCAAGAUGGCCGACCAACGGAUGAACGUCGAGACUCCCUACGUGUUUCCAAUUGCAUUCGUCACGCUCCUCUUCAUCCUCUACUUCAUCGCCAAUCUGCUUCACAAUCUCCUACUGCCGUGCAUGGUGGGACGAAAGUGGCGCGAUAUCAAGGCGGAGCAUCGUCGUACACUGGUGGUGUACGUGCUGCAGCUGGUGAUCACGACGCUGGUGGUGGCGAUGCAGUUGUCGGUAUGCUCGUUGAUCAGCCUGCGGUUCGCGCUGUGGAAGGUGAAUGUGGUGCGUGCAUGCGCAUGCCUCAUCGCAGCACUGUACCUGUUCGAACUGAUAUACAGGUAUCGCAUGACGUAUCCGAUGAUCGCGCACCACCUUAUCACGUGUUUCGCCAUGAGUCUGGCGUUGGUCAUGUGCGAACGGCUGCAGGAUCCCUCGUACGUCAUCACAGGCCUCCUGUGGAUCUUCCAGGCGACAACGGAGCAGACGACCUUUGUGGCGCUGUUCAUGUACAGACUCAAGGCGCCGGCGAGGAUGCUGCGUACGGUGUUUAGGAUCGCAGCCGUGCAGAGCAUCGUGUUCAAGUUCGCCUCGAUCGCGGGAACGAUCUGGAUGUGGAUCAAGUUUCAGCGCAGGGCAGAUGGACAGCUUUACACCGCCUGGGAUGCGCUGUAUUGGAUCUGCACCGCAGGGUUGGCAGUGACCCAGGUGUGGGGCGCGUGGGUGGUGUGGAAGAUGGGCGACUCGUUGGAACAGAGGUACAGCCAAAAGAGCCAACAAGAGGACGAGCUGCAGUUCACGCCCGUGCUCGUGGCGAGCAACGCAGCAAGGAUGCAGCAGAGCAGGCAGAGCAGCACCACGGCGUCGGUCGAGUCGAGCCGCAAGACGUCGCGCAAUGUCAGCUGCGAUCUGGAAAAGGCGGCCUUUGAGCUCGAGCUCACCACGCGUAGCUAG
Moesziomyces antarcticus is the source of this 1335-nucleotide messenger RNA. RefSeq lists its product as uncharacterized. Lineage: Eukaryota; Fungi; Basidiomycota; Ustilaginomycetes; Ustilaginales; Ustilaginaceae. The transcript is spliced from 4 exons. The coding region runs from base 1 to 1335 and encodes 444 amino acids. The record is from RefSeq and is a predicted model, not a curated record.